Messenger RNA from Eleginops maclovinus (Patagonian blennie), 1158 nucleotides. RefSeq names its product DNA damage-inducible transcript 4 protein-like. The transcript is spliced from 2 exons. The record is from RefSeq and is a predicted model, not a curated record. Gene Ontology annotation, molecular function: 14-3-3 protein binding. Gene Ontology annotation, biological process: response to hypoxia; apoptotic process; negative regulation of TOR signaling. The coding region runs from base 105 to 776 and encodes 223 amino acids. Gene Ontology annotation, cellular component: cytoplasm. Lineage: Eukaryota; Metazoa; Chordata; Actinopteri; Perciformes; Eleginopidae.
UUGUUGCGAGUGUGUUCCAGCUGAUUGUCUCAGGAGCCAGGAGCCACUGGAGGAGGAUACCAUUGCACUUUUUUUUUCCUAAUCCGUUCUUUCUGUUUGUAAAGAUGUCUUUUUCUCGCAAUCAUUCCCUGGACGGCAGCUUUCCUCCGUCUCCAGCGGAGGACAGGGGUUCAAAACGGCUGUCCUGGGGCAGUCUGCUGCAAAGGCUGACUGAGCUGAAGGGGAUCAAUCACAGGGUCACAGCAGAUCAGUGCAGCAGGAGUGAAACUGGAUCUGUGGCAGACAUGUCCUUGUCAGAAUUGGACAGCAGUUUCUUCUGUUACCCCCUGGAGGAAACCCUGGCUACUGAGGUUGUAGCAACAAUAGCACUAAGUCUCAAGAAAGCCUCACACAUCCUGGGCUGCUCCAAACUGAUCCUACCAGACUGUCUACUGCUCAAUAUCAGCCAAGAGCUGCUGCAUCUGGCUGUCAGCGAACCCUGCGGGCUCAGGGGAGCGCUCAUCGACCUGUGUGUGGACGGGGGGGACCCGGGCUCCCUAUGCACCCUGGACCAAAUAGCAGUGGAUGCCACCCUGGUGUCCACCUUCCACGUAACCCUUGUGCUGAGGCUGGAGUCCAGUGGACUAUGGCCGAAAGUUCAGAAGCUCUUCAAGGGAAGCAAGGCUCUACAGACAUCUGCAAGACACCACAAUUCUCUGAGGCUUAGUUCUAGUUUUAGGGCGAUCAAGAGGAAACUGUAUUGUUCAGGGGAGCUGCUUAUUGAGGAGUGCUGCUGACUAAGCGCUAAUAGCUGAAUUGAAUUCAUGUGUACUGUGAAAGGAAGCUGUUGGGUUAAACAUUGCCUUUCUUAAAGGCAAUAUUCUAUGGCACUAACAAGAAUUGUACUAAGUUAGCAUCAAACUGUCUUUGUUGGAGAAGUAUGUGUGUAUCAAACUUUCCCAGGAUCCAACUUGUGUCUCAUGGCAGCUACUCACCUGAUUGCAGGUGACUCAACAGUGAAGACUCGUGUUGGAACAUGGAUCAACUUCUUUCCUAUGAUUGUAAAGUUGCAGCCUUGAGGGAAUGACUUAUUUAUUUGAUAGUCAAAUAUUACCUGAAAUGUGUAUUUCUUUUUAUAACAACUUAAGAACAUAACAAAAUAAAUUAUUUUCUAUUAUA